ACAGCUCAACAUUCAGGGCUCAGCCAGACGACCAAACGGAUUAACAGGCGCGUCGACUUCCUGAAGUUAUGUAGUACGUAAGAUUUCAGACGCUUUGAAAUCACCGUCGUCAUGUGGGACGUCGCAGGAGGAUGACCGGACACCUGAAUCUUCUAAACUUUACAGGCGCUGGAAGAGCGACUUCCUCCAUAAUGAACUGUGUGGUGAUACUUCUCUUAACAUCAAGCUGCCUCACCUGGUCAUCAGCUAUGUAUACCCCCAGCAGAGCAGCAGCACCCAAGAAGCUAAAGUACCUCCUCGAGCCGCUGGUGUACGCCGAGGUCGUUGGCCGAAGGGGAGAUAACGUCACCUUGCCGUGCAUCCUGAGAACCAAACCCAGCCAUUACAAAGUGAAAUGGACUAAGCUGGAGCCGGGGCACGUCGGGCCCGAGAACAUUAUCAUGAUAUCAAACGCACAAGCCUGCAAGCCGUACGGACAUCUCGGACACCGGGCUUCUCUCCGGAAAGCUCACGCCAUGGACGCCUCCCUGCAGCUCAGCCAUCUGGAGCUGGAAGACAGCGGCACGUAUCGCUGCGAGCUCAUCAAUGGCAUCGAGGACGAGAACGUCGUCAUUUCUUUGAGGAUAGAAGGUGUAGUGUUCCCGUAUCAGAGUAAAAAUGGCCGCUACAAAUACACUUUCCAUGAGGCUAAAGAAGUUUGUGCCCAGCAAGAUGGCACAUUAGCCUCAUACAGCCAACUGUUCAGAGCGUGGACGGAGGGUCUGGACUGGUGUAACGCCGGCUGGCUCCGCGACGGGACCGUUCAUUACCCCAUCAUUCACCCUCGACCGGCCUGUGGAGGAGAGAUGCUCUCCGGCAUCCGCAGUUACGGACCAAAAGACAAGAAUCACGAUCGGUUUGACGCUUUCUGCUUCACCUCCAAGACGUCAGGCUCCAUCUCCUACAUACCAGGGUCUUUUUCCUUCGACCAGGCGGUACGCGCAUGCAGACGUCAGGGAGCCGAGUUGGCGUUGGUCGGCCAUCUUUACUCCGCCUGGCGUUUCCAGAAAUACGACCAGUGUGACGGCGGGUGGCUGAGAGACGGCAGCGUGCGGUUUCCUAUCAGCAACCCCAGGGAGCGCUGCGGAGGCAUCCCCGAGGCGGGGGUGCGCUCGUUUGGGUUCCCAAACAAGACGACGCAUCUCUACGGGGCUUACUGCUACAGGUAGCCCAGAACGGAAACAAACAAAAGAACAGAUGCACUUCUUAUGUCAGUGUCUCGACAGAGAUGUGAGUCCAGGCCCAGAAUUCAUGACCGUGUUUACUACAGCUUGAUCCAUCAACGAGCAGGAAAACCUCAGAUCUGAAGCUACAGCAAUGACAGACAGAUUAAUUAUAAGGUUAUAUUCAAUCUUUUCAAAUUGAAUCAGUCAUUCAGAGAGAGCUUUUAUUGAAAACAGGGACUUUUGAGUCUACUGUAAAGUUAAAAGGCUCCAAUUUCUUGUAACUUGGUGGAGAGAAAAAAUGCUCAGAACUACUUUAGAUUGCAGAUAAAAACCUUUUUUACAGUCAAAACUGAAUGUUUGGGUUGUUUUCAGCUACCAACAUCACAUGGUGCUGUGGCCGCUGAACCACUUGCUGUGUCUCAGUUCAGGUCUGCAUUGUUUGGAGGAGCAUUUAAAGGCCAAUUACGUCACAACGCCACGUGAAGGCUCUCCCAGUCUGAAGGCUCCUCCAGAUGCUCCUUCUUCUCCCUGUUUCUGGAGGAUGCACCGCUACGAUCCUUCACAUAUCCCGAGAUUCUUUGCGCGCCCGAAAAAGAAGAAAGAAAGUGAGAAACUGGCGACAUCGGGUGGCGUAGAUCAUCACUUUCGCAGGCCUGGGCUGCAGGAUUCCUGACAUAAGGGUAAAGCAUCUGGUUGACACGGUUAACAAGGUCUCUGAAGGACUCGCCUUCAAAGGAUGCAGACCCUGAACUGAGACACAGCAUCUGUCUUCAAUCCCUCAUUCAGGAUCUUUAAAUUGAAGUGGAAACAGACAACUUUUCCCUCUCAGCGUUUCUGAUUGGUGUUAUUUUUGCGAUACACUGAGAUGUUUGUUUCGUUUGCUCUCUGCUUCUCUGGUUCCUCCUGGUUUUGUUUUCUGGCUGCUAGCGUUAACUAGCAGUAGCAUUAGGAACUUGUCUCCCGCCACCAGCACAGCUACAAACCAAAAAGAAACACCGAUCUCAGUGCUGUCAUCAACACCCAGCUGUGUUGGUAAGUAGACAGGAUUUGUUACUAACUGUAUGUGGGUUUUGAACCUCUCGAGUCCUGGAGGUGUCUGGGGAGCAAACUUUGAUAUUCAUCGACUGAACACAAGUCAGCUGGCUUUUCAUUUCCUCUGUUUCUAUCUGGGAACUUGGGAGAAAAUGGCAGAGUUGACAUCACGUGAUGCUGAAACACGGCGGACGAAGCUAAAUGUUGGGUUAUAGUCAUUUGUCUUUGUGCUUCGUGUCAAAUACUGGAAACCACUUUCAACUGCGUGUGAGUGAUUACAUGAACAGUUUGAGGAACAACUUUGCGACUCUGGAAAUGAGAGUAAUCCUCGCAGGCUGUGGUUGUGAAGCAUUUUUCAUUAGCAGUGUCGAGUUCGAGUUAUUCUAUUUGUUCCAUGGUUACCUGAGGAUGGUGACCGGGGAAAACAAAGCCUCUUCCUGUUUUGUUUGCACGAUGACCUUGAAUCCAGCCGUCAUUUUUCUGUGAAAAAUGCAGCGCGGUGUCGCCUGAACAGCACAGGAGAACCAAUCUACAGCCAUUACACUCACUGUGCAAUCAAUAUUCACUUCAGAAUGAUAAGUUGUCUAUUUCCACUUUAAUAAUCAUGUCCAGAAGAAGUUGUCGGCCAAUAAAACAGAAUGUUAACUGAUGUUUUUAAUGACACAAUCAUCUGAUUUAACCUGUAACGGUUCUGCGUCUGGUUUACUGACUGAACGGCUUCCUGCAGCUCAUCUGAAGAAGACACAAAUAACACUGCUGCUUACUUUCACAAUGAACUGGUUUAUGUGUGAAUUAAUUACAUGUAACUCAAUAAAAUG
This is a messenger RNA of Acanthopagrus latus (yellowfin seabream), 3055 nucleotides long. RefSeq names its product hyaluronan and proteoglycan link protein 2 (gene hapln2). The record is from RefSeq and is a predicted model, not a curated record. Gene Ontology annotation, molecular function: hyaluronic acid binding. The transcript is spliced from 6 exons. Bases 132 to 1208 code for a protein of 358 amino acids. Gene Ontology annotation, biological process: cell adhesion. NCBI's taxonomy places the organism in Eukaryota, Metazoa, Chordata, Actinopteri, Spariformes, Sparidae.